GGGACGGGCAGCUAGUAAUUAAUUAUACAGUAAUCCGUACAUCGCGCCAUGCUCCGCGACUCCCGCUCCGCCGACCCGCUCCUUGCCCACCACGACGACGACAACGACCGCGGCCGCCCAUCUUACCGCAGCCCUAGCCGACGCACCAGCCCGCUGCCCUCCCGAUCACACCUUUCCACCACCAUCACCACCACCACCACCACCACCCGCGCGUACGUCGCCCCCGUUAGCACCUCCCCCCCGCCGACUUCGCCUCGUGGCUUGUCCGCUCGCCCAGCCUUCGCCCGCCGCAGCCCAGCAGCGGCAGCGGCAGCGGCAGCGGCAACGACAACAACAAUGCGAUCUCGCAGCCCCGCCCUAACCACGGCUGCGGCGGCCGGCGCCGAGGCCCGCAGGCGGUACACGUAUGCCGCCUUCUUCCUGAUCGUCUGCCUGGUCUCCUUCACGGUGCAGACCAUGCUGGCCUCGGAGAUCCAGCACGACCGCGGGUGGGACAAGGCCUAUUGCAUGCUGUACCUGACGCACGGCUCGUGGGUGCUGCUGUGGCCGCUGCAGCUGGCCGUGCUCUGGGUGCGCCGGUCGCCGCCCGAGCAGAGCUGGCGCCGCUUCUGGGACGGCCACGUGCGCACGCUGCGGGCCAUCGCGCUCGUCGUGGAGACGCGGGACGUCAAGGCGGCGGCCGCCGCCGCCGCCAUGACCACCGUGAGGGAGUCCGCCGUCUACGGUCAGCUGGGCGGCGGGGUCGGCGGCGGGAGCGGGGGUGGCCUGCUCGAGUACGGCCACUCGCCCGUCAAGUACCUCGGCAAGGCCACCGCCGUCAUCACGUCGGCGCUCACCGUCGCCGGGCUGAGCUGGUACCUGGCUGUGAGCAUGACGACACCGAGUGAUUUGACGGCCAUCUACAACUGCAGCGCCUUCUUCGCCUACGCCUUCUCGGUGCCGCUGCUCAAGGAGAGACUGCGGGCGGACAAGAUGCUGGCCGUGGCCGUGGCCAUCGUCGGCGUCCUGGUGGUCGCGUAUGGCGACGGCGGGGACGGAGGCCCCGAAGAGUCCUCCUCCUCUUCAACCGCGUCGCCCGGUGGCGCCGGUGCCAGUAACGGAGGUGUGGUGGACCCCGCCGCCAGGUUCGCGGGGAAUCUCAUCAUCGGCGCCGGUUCCGUGCUGUACGGGCUGUACGAGGUCCUGUACAAGCGCUUCGCGUGCCCUCCCGAGGGCAUGGACGCCACCAGGGGGGUCAUCUUCGCCAACACCUUCGGCAGCCUGAUGGGCGCCUUCACCCUGCUGGUGUUGUGGAUUCCGCUGCCGGUGCUGCACGUCCUCGGGUGGGAGAAGUUUGAGGUUCCGACCGGCGAGACUGCGUGGCUGCUCUUCAUCAGCGUCAUCAUGAACAUGAUGUUUUCCGGUUCGUUCCUCGUGCUCAUCUCGUUGACGAGCCCGGUCCUCAGCUCCGUCGCCUCGUUGCUGACCAUCUUCAUGGUGGCCAUUGUCGACUGGUUUGUGACGGGGACACCGCUGAGCGGGGCCGCCGUCCUGGGCGGGCUGCUGAUCGUCGCCGCCUUCGUCAUGCUGAGCUGGAGCACGUGGCGCGAGAUGAACGAGGAGGAGCGGAGGAAGCAGAUCGACCUGAGCAGCGGCGACGAGGAUGACUAG
Thermothelomyces thermophilus ATCC 42464 is the source of this 1650-nucleotide messenger RNA. RefSeq lists its product as uncharacterized. The coding region runs from base 49 to 1650 and encodes 533 amino acids. Lineage: Eukaryota; Fungi; Ascomycota; Sordariomycetes; Sordariales; Chaetomiaceae. The record is from RefSeq and is a predicted model, not a curated record. The transcript has a single exon.